AUGUUUGGUUUGAUUCCACCGUAUCAAAUCCUCGUCCCUUACCUAAGAAAGUCUUCUAAAAAUAUCAAAUGUACAUUUGAAUUUUCCGAUAAUACAAACAUACACGCAGAAAUCCAUACCUGCCUCCCUCGUAUACUAUCGUUUUUCAAAGCGGUCUCUUCUCCACUCCUCCCUUGCUUGGUUGCUCCAACUUACCGGCGAUCAUCGAUUCCGUUGCCAACCGAUCUUCCGGGGACGUCCAUUUUCCUUUGGCCUCCCGUAUGCCGAUCUCUUUCUUCCGGUGAAAGAAAACAUCUUGUCUCUCAAUCCAAAUCAAAAUUGAUCACUAGAUUUUUAACAUUUUGA
Messenger RNA from Lactuca virosa, 345 nucleotides. The record is from the annotation of a GenBank genome assembly. NCBI's taxonomy places the organism in Eukaryota, Viridiplantae, Streptophyta, Magnoliopsida, Asterales, Asteraceae.